Messenger RNA from Coffea arabica (coffee), 863 nucleotides. The record is from RefSeq and is a predicted model, not a curated record. NCBI's taxonomy places the organism in Eukaryota, Viridiplantae, Streptophyta, Magnoliopsida, Gentianales, Rubiaceae.
AUAUUCAAUUUGUCGAUCUCUUAACAAUAAUGUCUUUAAUUCAUCGCGUUAAAUACAAUCAUAAAUUGGUGCCUUUUUGUCUUCUCUAUUUUCACCCUACAUUUGAAUUCUCUCAUUAAUUUCAAUUUGAAUUCUCUCAAACAUUCCCAGUUUUUUGUUGCUAGCUUAAUUGUAAUCUCCAAAAUACAUAGUGCCAAUGUGAAAUCAAACUCUUCAAUUAGGAAUAGGGAAAAAGUGCAAUAUCAUCUCAAAGACACAAAAGUAGGACGAAUGGACGGUCAAUAUAGGCCCAACAGACUGUGGAGACUAUGAUGCAAAGGCUAAGAUUCAAAAUGAUGGCCUGUUGUGGAUCCUCAAUCAAUCUAAGGGUCUCUGACAGUACAGUUUGUGAAGAAGAAGCAGCCCAGGCCCAUGAGUCACACGAAACCGAGGAGGAACUACAGCCCAUGAUGGCUAAUGUUGGCCGUAACAUACAGGCCAGGGGUAUAAGUUUGGCCACGUUAUUAGCUGCCGAGCGUCAAUUGCGUAAAGUGGGUCCCAGAAAACAUAAGAAGCCGUUGAUGCGAUUAUUCGAAGAAAUUGACGGCGUGGAUUCAAAGAAGGGCAAGUGGUAUAAAGGAGGGAAUGAUAAUUUGUGUUGCGUGUGCAUGGUGAGGAAUAGAGGUGCAGCUUUUAUUCCCUGCGGGCACACCUACUGUAGAGAGUGCUCGAGAGCGCUGUGGCUCAAACGUGUGCCGUGUCCACUUUGCAACCAUCCGAUCAAUCAAAUCCUUGAUAUCUUCUAAAUCAUUCUCUUCUUUUUUUUUUUAGUUAUUUUUUUUAUAAUAUAAGCAGUAGGUUUGACUUUGGAAUUUCUUACUUAA